Messenger RNA from Funneliformis geosporum, 1044 nucleotides. NCBI's taxonomy places the organism in Eukaryota, Fungi, Glomeromycota, Glomeromycetes, Glomerales, Glomeraceae. The record is from the annotation of a GenBank genome assembly.
AUGGGACUUCCUAUGUAUGUUUCUCCAUCGCUUUCAAAGAGACAGCUUCCACCGAAGCAACCGACGUCACCGCCGUAUACACCACAAGUCGAAGACGACUUCGAAGAAGCUUACCAAAACUCUAGAACAAGUGCCUUCGGUAAUGGUCGCGAUUUUGUUCAUCGAAACUCCGCUGCUUCAUCGCUACCUAUAUACAGCGAUAUACCGGAACCUGGAUUAGUGGCACACCCAGAAACAAGGAGUCAGAGGUCAAGGUCAACUUCUGUGCCGUAUAAUAUAGUUCAGCAACACAUACAAAGACUUCAUCAACUUCAUCAGAUUCACCGUACCAGAGAACCAUCAUCAAAUUUGGCUUCAAGACGUGGGUUACAUUCCGCGCACCUUUUAAAUCUUAAUCGAACACAGCAACAAAAUAACGAUGGUGGUAUUCAAAGACAUAAUAAUAUCAAUGAUAAUAUCAAUUCUUCACAUCGUAAUCACUCUUCAAGUGCUGCGUUAGAUAAUGUCAUAAGAAGGGUUAAUUUGUUGAGACAACAUCAUGAAAGUAGAUUUAUGAGGCCGUCUUCAUCUAGACAUUCCUCAUCUAGACAUCAUAGAUCAUCAACAACAGGACAUUCUUCUGGAAGAUUUUCAAAUUCACGAACUUCUUCACCAACGGUCAAUUUAGAACGUAGAGAUGAGUUAGUUCAACGUGAAAUUGAAAUUCCAUCCUCAUCAACGGUUCGUCUUCCGACAUCUCAUCUUCCAGAACCAACUUUGUUAUAUCACAAUGAACAUAACGCAUCGCCAUCUCCACCAGUUCCAAGACUUUCAAAUUGGCGUCACGUUCCCGAAGCUCCUGUCGAACAUCAUCAUAUAUCUCGUAUACUAUCGCCAAUACCCAGGAGGUAUGACGCUAGAUUUACCGCACCUGGAAACGAGCAUGAUUUAUUAGAAACUAAUGUUGAUAAUAGGUCAAAUGUAGAUAGAGGUUUAAAUGGAAACGAUUCAAUCGAAUCUGUAAGAACAGAGCAAAGAGGCUCAGCAUCAGGGGAGGUUUGUUAG